Hemiscyllium ocellatum (epaulette shark) is the source of this 5636-nucleotide messenger RNA. It is a transcript of the gene slc26a4, whose product is annotated as solute carrier family 26 member 4. NCBI's taxonomy places the organism in Eukaryota, Metazoa, Chordata, Chondrichthyes, Orectolobiformes, Hemiscylliidae. Gene Ontology annotation, molecular function: bicarbonate transmembrane transporter activity; sulfate transmembrane transporter activity; oxalate transmembrane transporter activity. Bases 191 to 2584 code for a protein of 797 amino acids. Gene Ontology annotation, biological process: transmembrane transport. The transcript has 21 exons. The record is from RefSeq and is a predicted model, not a curated record. Gene Ontology annotation, cellular component: membrane.
UUCAGUCAGUAGUUUGAGUAAACAUCUGUCGAUGGUGCGGUUACCCUGCGUAUGGUUUGGCAAUGAGCGAUAGCUACAGACCUGAGACAAUCUCCCCUGAUCCAGAGCAGGCUGCUCUGUGUUUGCAUUACAAAUAAAACAGCAACUUAUAGUAAUUAUAUAAAAACCCGCAGAAAAGUCUACCCUUUUGAUGAAAUCGUCCAAGGAGGUUCAAGACCGCAGCGUGUCCAGUCACCUGUUCGCUGAACAGGAGAGUCUUGAAGCGACCGAAAUGCCGACAGCAGAAAAUGUCAACCACAACUACUUUGUGGCGCGUUCGGUUUACUCCGAGAAUAGUUUCCUGGAGGAGACAGAAAAAAAGGAAAAGGUUCCCAAGACUAUACGCGACCGACUGGCCAAGAGGUGCAGUUGCUCAGCUAAGAGGGUUCUAGGCAUAAUUAAAGGCUUUCUGCCCAUACUGAAUUGGUUGCCUAAGUACAGAUUGAAGGAAUGGUUGCCUGGUGAUCUAAUUUCUGGAGUGAGCACUGGUUUGGUGGCAACAUUACAAGGUCUGGCAUUUGCUCUGUUGGCCGAAGUCCCGGUGGGUUAUGGUCUCUACUCAGCAUUUUUCCCCAUUCUGCCAUAUUUUUUCUUGGGAACUUCAAAACAUUUAGCUGUUGGACCUUUUCCAAUUACCAGUUUGAUGAUAGGGUCUUUGAUUCUAUCAAUGACCCCUGAUAAAAAUUUCCUGAUUUCAAGUAACAUGACAGAUGCCAAUGCUACAGUUGUGGACACGGUUGCCAGAGAUGACCAGAGAGUUAUAAUUGCAUCUUCAGUCACUGUUCUUGCUGGCAUUAUUCAGCUUGUGCUUGGAAUUCUGCAAGUUGGUUUCAUUGUUCGAUACCUGUCUGUUCCAUUGGUGGGAGGAUUUACGACAGCUGCUGCAUUUCACGUUUUUGUAUCUCAACUGAAAAUAUGUUUAAGCGUCCCAACAGACAGUUACAUUGGCGUUCUUUCUGUCAUAUAUACGCUUAUUGACAUAUUCCGGAAUAUUCGACAAACCAAUAUUGCAGAUUUCAUUGCUGGCUUGAUUACCUUUGUCGUGGUUGUAAUUGUAAAAGAAAUCAACACUCGUUACAAAGAGAAGAUUAAAGUGCCUAUUCCUAUUGAAGUGAUUGUGACUAUUAUAGCUACAGGCAUCUCCUAUGGUGCUAACUUGAAACAGAAGUACAAUGCUGGAAUUAUUAACAACAUUCCAACAGGAUUUUUACCGCCAGUGACCCCAGAUGUGAGCAUCUUUGGUGAAGUGGGUGCAUCAGCUUUUUCCAUUGCUAUAGUAGGAUAUGCUGUGGCUGUUUCAGUUGCUAAAGUAUUUGGCACCAAACAUGACUAUCCCAUUGAUGGGAACCAGGAAUUCAUUGCUCUCGGAAUUUCGAAUAUUUUUGGUGGCUGUUUCUCAAGCUUUUUGGCAGGAACUGCUCUGUCCCGUACAGCAGUACAGGAAAGCACUGGCGGCAAAACUCAGAUUGCUGGACUUUUGACGGCAGUAAUUGUGAUGAUUGCCAUCCUGAUUGUUGGAAAACUACUUGAACCUCUGCAGAAGGCUGUUUUGGGAGCAAUUGUCAUUGCCAAUCUGAAAGGAAUGUUCUGGCAAACCUUUGAUGUUCCAGUGUUGUGGAGACAAAACAAAGUUGAUUGUCUGAUCUGGGUUGUGACAUGGAUUGCAUCCAUCCUUCUCGGACUAGAUUUGGGGCUUUUAGUUGGUGUGUGCUUUGAGCUUCUAACUGUUGUACUUCGAACUCAGUUCCCUGUUAGUACUGCUUUGGGAAAUGUACCAAGCACUGACAUUUACAAGAACUUAAAGAAAUAUAAAAAUCUAGUUGAACCACCAGGAGUGAAGAUCUUCAAAUUUUCAUCUCCUUUAUAUUUUGGAAGUGUUGAUUUUUUUAAGGAGAAAGUGAUUGGUGCUGUUGGAUUUAAUCCAGUUCGAGUGUUUAAUAAACGCACCAAAGCAUUGAAGAAGAUUCAGAAACUUAUAAAGAAGGGUCAGUUAAAAACGACAAAGGAUGGUGUUGUAACUGAUGGAAGUGUUUCUAAUGAAGCAUUUGAAGAUGAUGAGGAAUAUCAAGAAGAAUUACAACAGGAUGUCCCUUCAAAAGAAGUGGAAAUUAAAGUUGAUUGGAAUUCAGAUCUCCCUGUCAAAAUCCUGGUUCCCAAAGUUACCAUUCACAGCCUUAUUUUUGAUUUUAGUGCAGUAUCAUUUAUUGAUCUUGUGGGAGUCAGAAUCAUGAAAAUGGUUGUCAAACAGUUUGAACGAAUUGGUGUCAAAGUGUACAUAACGGCCUAUGACGACCACGUUGUGAAGAAAAUGGAGAGUUGUGGAUUUUUUGAUGACCAUGUUAAAAAGGACAUCCUGUACCUCACAGUUCAUGAUGCUGUUGUUUACAUACAUACUCAGACUAUGUAUAAAGACAUAGAAGAUCCUAUUUUUGAGAAGAUAUCACUUAUGCAAGAAUCCAAAGAACCAAUUCCAUUGUCAGAUCAGGAAGAUGAUGUGGAAGAAUUGGAAGAUCAAAAUCAGGGUCACCGUGGAUUCAGCUAUUAAAGAAUAUAUAUCCAGAUGUCCCGAAACAGUGCAGAUUUCCUGGCCAUCCAUACAUGAUUAUUUAAUACAGAUUCAGUGCUGUCUUUCAUACUAUUAUGCAAUUAGAACAUGAGUGAUUUUUAGUAAAAUCUAUAUUGUUCUCAGAAUUUAUUUUUAUGUACAUGUAUGGAAAAAAUGACUUAUUCCUGUAAUGGUGACGAUAAUUUUUAUAUUUGUCUGGGUAUUAGCUAUUCAUGGUUUCUCGAUAUACUGGACAUCAUUUUGUAUAGGUACUAAAGGUAUGAUAUUAUUAACAAACAAGAAAUGAUGCUGCACUGUAGGGUAGCCUAAAGAAAGCUGCUGUCAUUGUCGUACAGGUCAAAUUGGUGUGUAACAUGCAGCAACAAAUUCAGUUUCCUUCUGAUUGCAUGAUUCAUUCAUUUUCGAAAGCGUUUUCAACAUAAUACUGCAAAAAUAGAUUUUCUGUGGUAGCCAAACACUUCCGUGUUUCCUACAGUAUCGUGGGCACCUGCUAUCAUUACCUGGAGUAGCAGAUCCUUUUAGGCUACACGUACCAAAGUCAACCCCUCCGGGAGCACUGAAUCAACAAGAACCAUAUUACCCUUAAAUGUGAUAGUUAACCAGUGAAUUCUCACUAGGCAUAGAAUGCUACCGUCUAAAAGCUUUAUCAUCUCUGUGUUACCAGCUUAUGUUAUAUACACUAAGAAUGUUCUAAGCCUUACAGAAAUGGAUUUGGCUCACUGGCGUGAUUCUGGCUCACUGGCGUGAUUCUGCCUCUAAUGUCAAUUGAAAGGUCUGAUUGGCACUAACUGCAGUGGCUAAACACCUGGAGCCAGUUAAAUACCACUGGGCAGCAAAUUGGUGAAGCUGGCAGGAUUUUCCCGACAGCAGUCAAGCCCCCGGUAGAGGUCAAAGAACUGGCUGGUGAAUAGAAGUGGCCUCCUGACGAGGGGAGGGCUCAGUGUGGCCUCCUUUUAUUUUCCCCUCUCCAACUCGCUAUUGAGCCAGGUUCAAGAAGACAGUGCCUGACCUGUGGAAAGGCCACCUUUGACAAUGAUGGCCUGAAAAACGUGGCCACACUUUUAUUGUUUUGCACUUUUUUUUCAAUUAUUCAGUUUCCUACCUGCAUUGGUAGCACUCACUUAUCUCAGUGGGCCUGCAAGCCAGAAAUCACUGCAGGUCUUCUGAUUUCACUUUGUUUCUUUAGUCAUCCUGCUCUCCAUAAUUAGAUGGAGCUUCUUAACUGACCAUUUGCUGGAAGGUUGCAACUGUUGUCCCAUCACAAUUUCCAGGUUCCUGACUUACGGGAGAUCCGGCAAUCUCUCUAAAAUCCAAGCACAGGAUUUUGAUUUUAUACAAAGAAUUCCAAAGCCAAAUGCUUUUCUGUGCAGAAUGUUCAGUGAAUUGUUCACAAUUCAGACUUUUUUAAAAAUAGCUAUCUGAACUGAAUUCAAAGCACAGCAUAGAACAUUGCUGGGUAUGAUGAAAAUGAAUUAUUGUAUUGUAAAAACUUUAUAUUUGAUAGCUUCUGAUUGUUAGCUUCUGAUAAUAUGCUUCAUUAUCCAAUAAUUUGAUUGUUAGUGGUAUUUUUAGUUACCUUUCAGUCUUAAAUAGUAUUUUAAUCAUACAGCAGGGAAAAAUGCAAUAAAUGUCGAGGAAAUAUUUUGGUAACAAUUGUUAAUUUGGGAGUUUUUUGUUAUCAGAUUUUUGUUUGCAAUAGUUAUGGUAAGGUUUAAAGCAUUAAUGAUGUGACUAGUUAAAUGGGAUCUGUUUGGUUUGGUUUUUAUAUCUAGUUUACCCAUAAAAUAGAAUGCCAUGGGUCUGAUUUUUUUAGAAGCAUCGAGAUCCAACUGAACAAUGUAUUCUUAACUGAAUUCUGAUUGUUGUUUUAUAGUCUAAUUCUGGAGCCUAAGCCACCUAAUUGGGUGCUAUUUUUCCAAGAAGGCUUUGUAAAAGCAAAAAACAAAUUGGCUAUAAAUAAAAACUAUUGCAAGACAGCUAACAAGAACUAUAUCUCUUUCAUGUAAUUUUGAACUUCAUAGCAAUAUAAUCCACCUAAGCAUGAUAACCAAUAUGCAUUUGUAAUAAGUUAUGUCUAGUUUUAUAUUUGAUUUAUUGCUCAUGAGCUCCUUAGCUCAUAACAUUGAAAAGAUAAGAAUAUGCCUUUUCAGUCACAAUUUGAAAGGAUUCAGUCAAUCUGUGAUGUUAUCAAUAGGUAUGUUGAUGCAUGUAAAACAGUUUUAAACCUGUGUGACCUAUUGUUAAGAUGUAUUUUACAACAUUGUAUACAAUUCUGAGUGCACCAACUUCCAAAUGACAUUGGAGAGACUUCAAAGCACAUAAUUCAGUCUUAUUCUAGGGCUUAAAGUCAUAAAGUCUCUAAUGAAAAUUUUGAGCUGAAUUUAUUUUCAUUCGAGAUAAGAAAAUCGCAAGCAUAAAUAACUUGAAGUCUUGAAAUGAUGGAUAGAGAAUGUGACUAGAAACAGGAAUUCUGAAAAAAUGAAGGUAGAAGUAAAACAAAGUUAAGUCUUGAAUAAAACUAGAGAUUAGAGUUUUCUUUGAAUACUAAACAGACUGACUAAACUCCAGUAAAAGCAGUUUGUGCUCUGUUUUAUUAAGUACACCGGAAAACAAUAGUUCGCAUGCUGAUAGAAGCAUGUGGGUCACCUUUGGAGAAGUUAAGUAUGUGUUUUAAAAUAUGGAUUAAUAUUUCACAGAUAUGUUUGUAUCCCAUUUGUGCUUGAGACAAUUAAGAGUGUUAAUCACUUGGAGGUUUCUCUGGUGAACUAUUAGUUGGGUAAAUCCCACAUUGAUGUAUGUUGUACACAGCGAGAUUGACAGCUGAAAAUCAUUUUACGACUUCAUUUUCUGUGUUAAAAAUUUGGGGAAGUGGUGUCAGAUUUUUCACUUUUUAAUGCAAUUAAAAUAAAAGGACAAGCUGGUUAAGUUCAUUCCUUCCAGAGGCUUCAAGUUUGGUUCUACUCUGAUUUUGUAUUGAAUUUACUGUCAUGGAUUAUUUUUUAAAUGUUCUAAUUAAAGAAUAUUGACUUUU